Medicago truncatula (barrel medic) is the source of this 1257-nucleotide messenger RNA. RefSeq lists its product as uncharacterized. The transcript has a single exon. Bases 1 to 1257 code for a protein of 418 amino acids. Gene Ontology annotation, molecular function: nucleic acid binding; zinc ion binding. NCBI's taxonomy places the organism in Eukaryota, Viridiplantae, Streptophyta, Magnoliopsida, Fabales, Fabaceae. The record is from RefSeq and is a predicted model, not a curated record.
AUGGACCGCUGGAAGGACAUUCCUUUAUCAAAAGAAGAGGAAGAAGGUGUUAUCGCUGCUGAAGCUGAAGAAGCAUAUGUAGAUGUGUUCAACCGGUCACUGGUGGGGAAGUUGUGGUCAGAUAUUCAGUUCAAUGUCAGAGCCUUCAAGAGCACGAUGGUUCAAUUAUGGCGCUUGAAGAAUCCAGUUGAGAUCCAGGAUCUGAGUAAGAAUCUUUUCCUCUUCCGUUUUUCUUCAAAACGCGAUGUUGAAACUAUCUUGCGAAACGGUCCGUGGAGCUUUGACAGGAACCUCCUUCUUCUUGAAAAACUCACCGGAGAGGAACAACCAUCGGGCUUAAUGAUGAAUACUGAGUCUUUCUGGGUAAGGGUGUAUGACCUUCCUUUGAAACUUCGUUCAGAAGCCAUGGCAAAAAAAUUAGGUAACAUUAUUGGGUCUCAUGUAGAGACAGACCCAAAGGAUGUGAACAGAUUGGGUCGGUUUCUAAGACUUAAGGCAACCAUAGACCUACGACAACCAUUGAAGAGAGGUACAGUGGUGAAGUAUCAAGAGAAAGCUAUGCGAGUUUUUUUCAAGUAUGAAAGGCUCCCUACUUUCUGCUUUGUUUGUGGCAGGAUUGGCCACCAAUUGAAAGAUUGUGAUGAACUGGGUGACAAAGGUGAAGAAGGUUACGAAGAUUUAGAGGAAAAUGAACUAUCUUUUGGCCCAUGGUUAAGGGCGUCCCCCUUACCAAAGGUUUACGAUGAACAGAAAAAGGAUAGUAGCUCUGGAUGUAGUAAAAACCUGUUUGGGACAUCUUCCAGCCAUAGCAAAUGUGAGACAACUGUAAAAGGUAAGGAGGCAGAAAUUGAAGUGAACCAAAUCAAAGAGAAGGUGUCCUCCCCGAAGAAACUUGAAGGCGUUAAUGCAACCAAUCAGCUAGUUAAUCAUGAUGUUGAGUGUGUGGCAGAGUCUCUGGGUGCGGUGGCACUCUCAAAAAAAUUUGACAUUGGUAAAACAGAGACAAAGGCAAAUACUAGAAAAAAGAGAGGUUGGGUUCGUCAAACCAACUCUAGAAAACAAAAACCAUCAAAAGAGCAGAAGGUGUUGGCAAAAGAAACGGGCAAGAGGCAAUUAGUGGAAGUUCAAAUCUCUGAAGGUAACAUUGAGGAUGUCAUGGGGGGUGAAAAAAAAAGAAGGCAUGAUGUGGAGAUGAUUGACUCAAGUUCACAAAAAGUUGAGGUGGUGUUGGAUGACCAACACCACCGGGUCCAAUGA